Trifolium pratense (red clover) is the source of this 5227-nucleotide messenger RNA. RefSeq lists its product as uncharacterized. Lineage: Eukaryota; Viridiplantae; Streptophyta; Magnoliopsida; Fabales; Fabaceae. The transcript is spliced from 6 exons. Bases 221 to 1828 code for a protein of 535 amino acids. The record is from RefSeq and is a predicted model, not a curated record.
GAGUGAAAAGAAAAAAGAAAAAAAAUAAAAAUUAGGGAUUCCAAUGAAUAAAUUUGAAUUGAAGUUAUUCCGACCUUUACCUCCCGGUCUCCUUUAGCUCUAGUGGGCGUGCGUGUAAGUUCAACAAUUGGAAUGAGUAAUAUGGUCUCAAUUACACACUCAUUUUUUUUUUCUUUUUCUAAACACAUCAUUAAAACUAAAGGAAAAUAGAGGAAAAAGCAUGAUUAAUCUCGCGGGUUACAGCACCACUAAUCAGAGACCAAUUUCUCUGAUAUCAAUUAUGCCAAACACCACCGUUCCGUCGCGCUACGUCGUCGUUUUCACGUUUCGAAGUUCCCAAAAACAUAGCUUCAGCACCUCUUCUGAAUCAGUUUGGACAGAUUAUCCUAUAGAGAACGCGUACGAGCUUCUAGAAGUAUCGGAAACAAGCUCAUUCGAUGAGAUCAAAGCGUCGUUUCGUAAAUUGGCGAAAGAAACUCACCCUGACCUCGCUGAGUCAAGGAACGAUUCCACUGCUUCACGACGAUUUGUUCAAAUCCUUGCCGCAUAUGAGAUUCUUUCAGAUUCUCGGAAGAGAGCCCAUUAUGACAUGUACUUGUUAUAUCAGAAAAAGCUUAUGCAGAAGCAUUCUGAACAGGGUUCAAAAUUGCGCAUUUAUGAAUCACAAACUACGACAUUCAAUGAGAUGGAAGUUGUUGAAUGGUUAAAGUGGUACAGAUUAGCUAUAAAUGAUAUUUUGUCAGAGAAGAAAGUGGUGGUUGGAACAGGAUAUUUUGAUGUACUCGAAAGAGAUUUUUAUUCUGCUAUUCAUGCAGCAUACUAUGGACCCGAAAUUGAUUCUAUCCCCAUGGAGUUUCUUCCCGAAUGCUUUGAGGCUGAGGAGAGGUCCUCUUGUGAAACUCCUGAGGUUUUGCAUUUGGUUUCUGGCCGUGAUCUUUUUGGGAUGGUUUGCCUAGUCAACAAGAUUCCAGAGAUAUCAUCUACUGAAAAUGAAAAGUUAACUUCUUAUAUACCCUUCCAUUCAGGCCUUUGUCAAUCUAUAACGGACGUGGAUACCUGCAGGAAUGUAGAAAGUCCAGAUAAUUUUGUAACACAACAAAGCCGCAGCUCUAAAAUUUCAAAUAAUGUUUCAGAUGCGUAUAGAGAUCUAGAAUUGCAUGUCUCUGGAAAAUUAGUUGCUACAGCAUCUAGGGUCCUACCUAGAUGUCGUUCUGAUGCGAUGCAAAAGGAAGGUGCUGAAGAUCACAUUCAUGUGUUCCUUAAUUCAGAUGAAGAUCCCAGACAUAUCAGCAGCGAUUUUUCAAGAAAUUUAUAUGCAAAUAAUACUGUUGGAAGAAAAAUGCAUUUGGGAACCAUAUCUGGACUUGGGAGCAGUCCAGACGAAGGAUGUUGUUAUGUCUACAACAGCAGCUGUGAAAAAACCCAUGUGAUUAUGAAACACAGAACGUUGUUGGUGAAGCAUAUGCACUGGUAUCAUGUGGGUGAGAAAGUUUCAGUUUGUGAGUGUAGAUGCACCAGAGCACGUUUACCACCAAGCAAAUUUUGGCUAUUUGAGCCUCGCUGUGGCUUCCACGACAUAGGGGGUUGGUAUGUGGAAACAUAUGGCAAAGAUAAGAAGGGUCGUACUAUGCCAUCACAAAGGUUCUGGGAUGGCUUGGAUUAUAGCCAGCAAACCGAAAUAAGACUUCAUCCAGCAAUGUAUCUGUUUGCUCUUGCAUAUCGAACACUUGAUCUUGAAUAUACCAAAACAAGCAAGAAAACAUUUACGGAUGCCGUUGGAGCACAUAUGUUUCAAAUUCUUCACUGGUGCAAGAAACUUGCUAAAUAGAAGGGUUCCCUGUUCAUUUACAACUACACAGCGACUCUUGGGAGAGAUACUCUGUAAGUACCAAAAGGAAAGCUCAUUAGGGGCCUCACUUAGUCUUAUCUACUACUUGGUUGGAGAAAAUGUAUCUUUUGAUCUUCCUGGUGCUGUGAUCUGUUGGCCAAAUACUGAACUCAAUCGGUCAAGGACUAGCUGCUGGGGCUGCUAUAAUAUUCAAAGAACCAAUGCCAAUAUGUCAUGCCUGAGCUUAAUUGCACGACACUGGUUUUGUCAAAAAUGCUCUCUGAAGCUACUUGCCCUAUAGUUGUUAUGCAAGACUGAAUCUUUAUGGAUAUACAUCUAUUAGUUCUAUGUGUGUACCAUACCUUUGCAGAAGCCUAAAUGUUCCCAAAAUAAAAUAAUUUAUUUCGGCAAGUAUUAUGAAAGCUAGUUUUUUACUGCACAAAUAAUUUCAUCCCUUUACCAGAAAGUCUCAGCUGACAAAUUUCAUGUAGUUUUCUUGGUUACUAUAACUCAUGGUAUAUUGAAUAUAAUCUUGUUGUGCUUGUAUAGACUUGCAUCCUAACACGCAUAUGGAACUUGCAUUGCAUGUCUACUUGUGUAUCUGUCGAUAUACUGGUGCUUUUUUCAUCAUAUGAUUUUGUUAUUGCUCCAUGUGUUCUUUAGUUAUGUUUCUUCACUAUCUAUUUCAGGCUUUGUUAGCUUUUACUUUGACUGCGUUGGAUGAUUUUUUUUAACUAACAAAAUAAAGCUUUGGCCAUAGAGUGGCAAGUUGUAACAAAUGAUAAACUGCUUUUACUAUAUGAAAUUAUAUGUGUGCAUCCUUUUUGUCUUUUACUUGAGCAGAUCCUCCCAUUUGCAGUACUGGCCUCCUGCUAAUGCUCGAUAAAACCUAUCUCUACAGUAUACUGGUCUUCCAUCAGCAGCCUCAGCAGCAGCAGCUGCAAGAUUGUCGUCGGCUUUCACAUCGGCAGGCAAUUUAAGCAACUCCUCUUUUCUACAAUACACAUUAAAAGUUUCAAUGACAUGGAGGAAGUACUCUUGAUUAAAAAAUUUGCAGGAUCUUGUCUUUCCUUACCUUAGGCUGAACUUUGUAUUGACUUUGGAAACUUGGGCAGUUGAUUUAUUUUCUUCUGUGGUAAAGGUGGAACGAAAAAAAUUCUCCACUGGUGUAGCAAAGAUAAAUAGCAUAACUCCGGUAACAAGUAACGCUCCAGUCCCAACUAGAGUCUGUUUCAGCAGUUUAACAACUGGUUUAACCUGGAGACAUGGAAUAUAUGUGAAUCAUGCAGCAAGUAAUAAGUUUAGCAUAUUGCUCUUCUACCCUGCAUCCUAAUUUUUCAGUUUAAUGAGUUUAUGCAAUGCUGCACUUUGAGAUGUCCAAUACCUUGUAAGAGCCCAAUAAUCUAUCACGAGCUAGGAUCUGCAAAGAAAACUAGGAUGUCAGUUACAGUACCCAAAAUUAAAGAAAUGAUGCAUGUCGCUGGUUCUUUUAGUAGUUUUAUUUUGUUUCAUUUCAAUUUUCAACUACACUUUAUUCCAUGUAUCCUUCAUAUUCAAUAAUUUUGAAUAGACUGCUUGUUGCUUAGUGAAGAAACAUUUCUUACAAUUUGAAAGGAAAAAGUUGCUAACCUAUUGUUUAUUCUCCUUUGGAAUUUUUCAUUUGAUCUGUCUCAAAUUAAACUUUACCAAUGACUUUGUCUUUUGCUAAAAAGACCAGUAAUUGAUUUUAUUUAAGUACUUAGUUCCAACAUGCUAGUGACAUGUAAAACAGGCAAUUUAUUUAUUUAUUUUCCAUCUUUUAUUGUCAAAUAUCCUGCUGUUAAAAGUUUGUCAGAUUACAAUAUAUGUAUCUUAUGGCCCACUAAACCUACACCUCGAAUAUGGUUUUACGCAGGUGAAGUCUUCAGAGGGACUUUUGUUCUGUUCACUUUUUUAGGUAAAAGAGGAAUGUGUAAAAGAGAGUUAAGACUAACCUCAGGCGGCUUGACCCACAUCUGCCCGUCAUACCAUCCACUUUCUUCAUAAGGAAUGACUGCAGACAGAAGUCUAUCACCAACAUAACUCCACCCCUGCAUUGUAAUUUACUUAUUAUCUUAACCACAUAGUUCUUUAAGCGUGAAGUUGUAAUCAUAGCUCAACACUUAAAUUUUAUCGGAUAUAGUUGGUGUGAAUGACGAAUAGGUUAUAUUCAGUUACAAACACAUUAGAUACCACAAUCUGGCAACAACAUAUAAAGUAUGUGUGAUUACAGAAGGGAGUUCCCACUGAGUUAAAGGCUUUUGAAAUAAUGGUGUACUACACCAGGACAAAUUUGUUUUGAACUCUCUCUCUGCCUUGCUCACCCUCCCCAGUCCCGAGUAAUGAAAUGAUUAUGAUGUGAACAGGUAAAAGAUGAUCAGAACGCACCAGAUAAAUCCUCAAGAUAAUUAAAGACACAAUGAAGAGUGUUCCUGUUCCAGCAGCUAGUAUAAAUCUCAGAGGCUCCUGCAGGGUAACAUCAACAGACAGAAGAAAAAUUUAUGAGCAACAUUAUAAAUGUUAUAUUUGUGUUGUUGUGUGCAGCUCACAUGUACUCUUGUGUGUAUGCAUAAACUUUUCUUGUAUCUUACUAGAUUAAAUAUCCUACUAUUAUGCACAUAUACUUUUAACUUCACACUUACUCUUGAAGGAUUAAAGCUUGCAGCUGCAAUUGGCGCUCCAAGGACUGUGAAUACUGCCAACCAGAGACCUCCAAGGCGAAGAAAGAACGAUCCUGGACCCAGUUCGCCCCAUGAAUACAGCAUGCCAUCCUUCAGAGAUGAGUACUCAUUUACCUAUUAGACCAUGACAUAUUCCAAGUUAGCAUGAAAUGUUGAUAGAAACAUUUUUUAGUGGAACAAUCACUAUAACUAAUAAUAUAUUCUUAUUGCUUUGCAUGAACCGUUUCAGUAUGCAUGUAUGUGCAGGGAUAUCUCACUAACUGUUCAGCCAUGAAAUUCAUACACUAAUAUCAUGGUACACUCAAUUCAAUGUUUAUUUUUUCUCAUUCCUUUUUCUAUAUUUUCUUUUACACUCCUCAUUUUUAUCAUACUAUAUCUCCCACUCUAUCUCUCUAUUACCUUUCUGUGUUCUUUUUUACCUCUCAGUCCAAAGAGAAUAUCCUAUUACACCCUGCAAUAUCAUGUUUAUUUGGAGGAUCAUCAAAGAUUCAAAAUAAAACUAAUUAUUGCCACUAUUCAGUAGUUGUCUAUACUAUACACAUACCGGUCUUUGUUCAAAAGGGACUUCAAUUUCCAAUCCAGGGUCCCAGCUACUUCCUGAAGAUCCAUUUGUUUCUCCAUUCAUCUCACCUUUUAUGGCCUUAACUUUGAUGGAAACCUGUUGAGAGAAUUUUGAAGCUCUGGUGUUUUGGAUGAUGAA